Molecule: messenger RNA, 15770 nt
Organism: Gallus gallus (chicken)
Lineage: Eukaryota; Metazoa; Chordata; Aves; Galliformes; Phasianidae
Gene: PTK7
Product: protein tyrosine kinase 7 (inactive)
Exons: 20
Coding region: 12382-15204 (940 amino acids)
Biological process (GO): protein phosphorylation; homophilic cell-cell adhesion; synapse organization
Cellular component (GO): plasma membrane; axon; neuronal cell body
Molecular function (GO): protein tyrosine kinase activity; ATP binding; axon guidance receptor activity
Source: RefSeq, a predicted model, not a curated record
GCUCGGGCGCGGGGCGCGCUGUGAGCGGCGCGGGGCGAGGAUGGCGGCGCUGCGGGCGCUGCUGCUGCUCGGUGAGUGCGGGCGCGGCGCUCCGUCAGCCCGGGGUUCGGCUCCGUGCGGCGCUGCGGGGGCUGCGCGCCCCGCCCGGUGGAGCCCCGCGCUGGGGGGGUGGGCGGUGGGCAGCGCCGCGCUGCGCUGCGCUGCGCUCCGGGGGCGCCUCGCUUAUUGCCGGGCCGCGCUCUGCCCGCAGCCGGUGGCACCGCGGCCCGCAGGGUGUGCGCGGCUCUGCACGGCUCUGCGGUCGGAGCGGCUAUUCGCUGAGUCAACGCUUCUGGAAAGGCACAAAAAUCCCGAACGGGAGAUGUCCUUCUGCCGGGGCCUUCAGCUCCCCAAGGAGAACCUCCGAGGAGAGGAGCGAGCGGAUGAGAUCCCGGCGUUAAGGCGCUUGGGCGGCUCUGCUGGCUGAGCCCGGGCUGCCAUCUGCCUCCCGGCGCUCCCUCCGCCGUGGGGAUGCCGUGCCGGCGCCCGCUCCCCGCCUGGCCCCGUUCGUCCCCGUGGCGGUGGGCGCACGGCCCGGACCUCGCUCCCCCGCGGCCACCGAGCGGAGGGAGGGAGAGGGGAGAGGCAGCGGGCGGCCGGGCGCUUCACAAAGACGCGAGGGCGGUGAGGCCCGGCUGCGGGUAUCUGCCGGGGGAACCUGACACUGGUAUUUUCCUUCCCUUCCUUGCCAUUCAUCCGCCGGUCAAGCCGCGGAGAUCAAAGCCGUCCCCCGGCAAUUACACGUGGGCCUAAGUCAAUAGCCGGACCCGCACCUCUCUCGGUGAAUAAACACUCCUUCCUCUCUGAGCGUUUCCAAGCGCAGCCCUCAGAGCUGGAAUGCGAACUAUUCCGCGGAGCAGCGGGUGUUUCCACAGCCCGCCGGGUCCGGCGGCUCGGAACAACCGCGCAUUUAGCAGCGGGCGCGGGCACAAACGUGCCCUUUGUGAGCGCGGGGAAAGCCUCCCCUCCCCGGGUCGGGAUUGUCGGUCGGGACCCCGGGGAGACGCCCGGGGAGCGGGGAGCAUCUCCCGGCUGCGGGGAGCCGCGUUCCGUGGGCUUCGGGGCUGCGGAAGCGGCCGGCGGCGCGUCGGUUUGGGGGCGUCGGGGUGGUCCCGUGCCGUGCCCGCGGAGACGUUUGGGGGCCGUCCGGUUGCCGCUCGGUAACGCCGUGCGCCCCGCUCGGGGAGCAGACGUUAUCUGGUGCCGCGGGGCUGCGGCGCGCCGUGCCUCGUGCCCCGGCGUGCCCGGGGAGCGGUCCUGCGGCCGGGCUGGGAGGAUCGGCGCUCCGUGGGAGAGCCGGUGGGCGGCGGGUGAGGCCGCUGCGGGGCGGCAGGCGCUCCGUGGGGCCGCCGUGGAGGUGCGGAGGUGUUCCCCGUGAGCCCGCAGCGGCGCGGGCACGCGGUGUGCGCGGGUCGGGGCGCUGCCCGAGAUCACGGGCGCGGGUUGACGGUCCUUUGAUGACGUCCUUUCCAACCUCGGCGAUCCGUGGUUCGGAUCGUCCCGUCCGAAGGGUUGUCCCACGCUCCCCUUCGGCACGGGACGGGGAUGAGCCGUCGCUGCCCCGCAGGUCACAGCAGGGACUCCAUUUUGGGCCGUGCCUUUGUUUGGGGAAGCGCUCGGCAGCAAGUGCCAUCCCCGCGUCUCUACCUGUGCUUCCUUCCCAUCUGCGCGUCCCCUGCUGAGGAGCCGCGGAGGAUCCUCGAGCCAAACACAGGCGCUCUUUGUUUCGAAGCAUCAAUCCGUGUUGGCAGCCAGGUCUGCAGCCCAUGUGCUUCUCAUUGACUGCUGCUCCGGCUCCGUUCCUCGCUCCGAGUGCCAGCAUUUCUUUCUUUAUUAUUAUUAUUCUUUAUUUUUUCGUUUUAUUAUUUGAUACAAAAACGUUUUUGCCUGAGUUUAAAAGGCUGAGCCGUGCGGUACUUGUACGCUCAGUGUAAGCCUUGCUGUUUCUUGGAGGCACAGUCCUUGCCUACACGUGGAAGAGACGGCUCUCCUGCCCCGUGGGAGGUGACCUAUGCGUGCUGUCCCAGCAGCAGAGAGGGAAGGGGAUCUGGGUGCAGCUUGCAGCUUCCAGGAGCCGGGGCAGCAGGGUGCCACUGCCAACCCUCCGUGGCAGGCAAAGCCCCGGUUGAAACAGAGCAGGCUUCUGCUGAGUUUUGGGUGCUUGUGGGCUGGGGUGUGCUCAGGGCCCCUGGGUGCCCGCGUUGAACUUGUGGUGUCAGGUGGUGGGGACUUUGGUGAGGCCGGGACGGGUUAUGGCAGCCUUCGUGUGCUGCAGGGAAACUGGUAUGGGCAGGCUCCCAUCUGGGAAACCAGGUGGCACAGCAGCUUUUGGCUCUGUGAACCUUCCAGCUGCGGUGAGCAAGGUGGUGCAGGCUGGGAAAGGCAGCAGCACUCCUGGGGCUGGUGAUGGGAAUGGGGGCUCCUUCAGGAUGAGGGACGUGGUUUAGUGGGCACGGUGGUGGCGGGUUGGCGGUCAGAAGAGAUGAUCUUAGAGGUCUUUUCCAACCAUAAUGAUUCUAUGACUCUAUGACCUGCCCUUCGACUUCCAUCCUAGGGGGCAGGGGUGCUGCUGGGUGCAGCUCUGGCCACCCUGUAUAGUGCCAGCACAGUGCCUGCCAGCUGUCACUGCGGUCCCACCAGCUCUGUACCCAACACCUGAAGUGUGAUCAGCAGCAUGGAGAGCCCAAGCCUCCUCCUGGCUGCAGAGGGGAAGGCCAAUGUGUCCGUGGGCAGCUCAGGCUGGGCCGUCCUCUCUCUCAAACGCUGUGCUGGCACGAAAUAGGCACGGUGUUGCUUGAGACCUCAGAUAAACACUUUCCUCAUUAGGGUGGCUUGUUGGCCUCUUCAAGAGCACAAAGAAAGCCUUUGAUUCCAAAACAGACAGCGACUCUCCAAAUGGUUAGAGGCAGGACAGGCUGUGGCUUGCAAGUGCCUUUGUUGCUCUCCGUGCGGCGUGCUUUGGUGUGUGUCCCUGCAGCCCCAGGGAGGUCCACUGCCUGCUCUGUGGCAGCCACCAGCAGUGCCCACGUCGGUGGGAGGAGAGCUGGUGUUCCUCGUCUCUCCCAGCAGGAACAAGAAGCACAACCGGCUGCCUGGUAGGGCUCCGUGCUGGGCUGCGCGUGCAGCUCUCCCACACCAUCCCUGCGAGCAGAGAGGAGUUCGUGCUGCUGAGGAGAGUCAUUGGGUUGCCUUGCUGGCUGCAGCUGCCCUGGAGAAGGGCCAGCGUGGAUAGUCUCCUCCAGCAGCUGAGGGUUCGUGCGGAUCGUUGCAGACCAAAGAAAACAGAGCUUCCUGCGUGUUGCUCGUUGUUUUCCUUGGUCCCUCUCCUGCCUUGCUGCCUGUCCUGAGCACUGGGAGCAUCCUGAGGUGGUGAGCACGCCGAGAAUGGCCAGUCCCCAGGAUGAGCCUUCUCCUGUAGCCCCAAUGGUGGCUGAACGUCAGCCGGGCGUCUGGAGAGCUCUGCGUCCUCCAGCCAGGUUCAAACAGAUGUCUAGCCAGCAAGUGAAAGGCUAGCUGUGGAGGUGAUAGAUGUGACUUCUCCAUUGGGUUAGCUCCUGAGGGCUCUCCUUGUUGCCUGGCUCUGAGCUGUGGUGUCCACAUCGAAUUGUAGCAUCUCUUGUGUCUUCCGGAGCCAGGCCACCACUGAUGGGGAGGGAGAUAUCAGAGCGGGGCUGCUGAGGCUGUCAGGUGAUUGCUGGAAAUCACAGAGACCUUUAGGGUAGAAAUUGUGGGCCUUUCUGUAAGUUGGAGCUUUGCUUUGGGCAUAUCUGCAGCAAGCAUUCUGCACAGUUAUCGAUUUGUGCCCUGCUUACAGCUUCCCACACAGUGACUUGUCUCCACUUUUAGCACAGAGGUAAUGGAGCAGCGUUUCACCAAGAAGCUGCCUUUUAAUUAAUAUUGCAUGAGCACAGGAAAUACUAGCUUCUCUGUCUACUUGCCUAUUUCUGUGGCUUUUAAUAUAGGUUCAUAAUUGGCCCCGAUGAAAAUAAACACGGAUCUGUGCCUUUCUGUGCCCUCUCUGCCAACGGGGAAGGAGAAGGAGCGAGAUGGAGCCUGCAGUCCUGUGGGGCGUGGUGAGAGGCAGGUAUGGGGAGCUGCGGGUGAUGCCCAGCAGGCAGGCAGGGUGACAAGGAAUGGAAAUGAGCAGGCAGUGCGUGGCAGUCUGUUGAUGAGUGUCCCUACAAUGCUGGUGAGCCUGUAGGAACAGGAGGGGCACCGCCACAGCCGGUGGAGCGGGCCCCUUGCAGGUCUCUCCUCAGUGGCCUUUUGGCAGCUCUGCUUGGCUCCAGUGCUGCUGGGAGCACGGGGCAUGUUUUGACUGCUGGGAAGAGCCGGUGUGUCGUCCGGAGUGCCUUUCCCAGGAGCUUUUCUUGCCUUUGAAGGGGAGAGGAGCAAACAGGUCGAACCUGCAUGAAACCAAGUGGAGAAGCAGGAUGCUCCAGAGGCUCGCUCACCUCAAGCUGGACCCAUGGCACAGCCUGGGCUCCAGCCUGGCUUUGACUCCGUCCCUCCACACCCUCCUUUUGAGGCUGGAGGGACGGCUCUGGGUGGGCUCAGAGUCCCUGUAUAUGCCGUUCGCCUACAGGGGAUGGCAGAAUGGAGGGGGAUGCCAAGGUGGUUGGUGUGCUGGCAUCAGUGCAAGUUCUUGUCUGCACCUCCUCCUGGUCAGCCCCUCAGCUGCUGCCCCCAUGCUCUUUUGCUCCUGGGAUGCUUGUGCAGCCUGAGUUGAGCCCCGUCUACCUUGGGGUCUGCCAGGUAAGGAACCCCUCUGCCCGUCCUGCUCCAGAAAGCAAAUUCAGCAAGGCAUCCUCACAGAAUACAUCUGAGGGCCAGUGCUGGUCCGGGCAGUUUUCCUCCCUGUGGUGCAUUUGGUAGCAUCAUGCACUGAAGUACAGCAGCUCAAAUGAGUAGCUUUGGUGCCAAAUGUGCUUCGUGCUCCAGCAGACAGGCCUGGAAGGUCUCACUAGCAGGGGUGUAGGCUUGGGCACUGGGCUGCCAGCCUGGCACCAUGGCCAACAGCAGCAGCUGCUGUUCUGCGCCUGCAUGGUGAUGGGGCGGCCAGCCUUCCUGGGAAGCUUCAUGUGUGUGCUUCCCCUCCUUGUGAUGUUUCCCUUGUCCUGGCCUCCUCCUCCUCCUCCCCCCACAUCCCUCUCUCAUCUCUGCAGCUUGAGCUUCUCUUCUCUGGGCUGGCUGGGGCUCCUGUUUGCUGAAGGGGAGCACCAGGCAGCUCCACAGAGCUUACACUGGUGUUUCCCAUCAUCUGCUGGAAAAGACGAGGAAGGGAGGAAAGCAUGAAGCCCCGGCCAGGGGCUCCUCCGUGCACGCAGCACUGUUGUGAAGUCCUUCUUGGCUGGAUUUGGGGUACAGGAGCCAGAGUGAGGGGGUAUGAAGAUACAGCAGUGACUGCUAGCAUGAUGCUUGUGUGACCUGGUAGGUCAUGCGUCGUGCUUGGGCUUGGUGAUCUUGAAGAUCUUUUCGAGCCUAGGUGGUUCUGGUCCUGAUUAUCAUGAGGCAAGAUCUUGAGUGGUCGUAGAAUUGUGGAAUAUCCGGAGUUGGAAUGGACCCAACUUGUUUUGCAAAUUCUUGUACAACAGAUUAGACGAGGUGUGUGACUUAACAAGAACCGGAGAGCUUCAGGCAGAGGCCACCAGCAGUGAAUGAAUGAAUCAGUGGUCAUGACAAUCUACAGCACGUACUGAGCUCUGACAAAGAGCUUUCAUAGAAUCACAGACUAUCCCAAGCUGGAAGGGCCCCACAGGGAUCACCGAGCCCAACCCCCGGCCCCACACAGCACCCCCAGCCCCAGUGUGUGAGAGCGGUGUCCCAGCGCUCCCUGAGCUCCGGCAUCGGGGCCGUGCCCACUGCCCUGGGCAGCCUGUGCCAUGCCCACCGCCCUCUGGGGCACAGCCUUUCCCUCAGCCCCACCCGCCCUCCCCUGACACAGCUCCGUGCCGUUCCCUCGGGCCCCGUCGCUGUCACAGACAGCAGAGCUCCGCGCUGCCCUCCGCUCCCUGUGAGAGCUGCGGCCGCCAUCGGGCCUCCCCUCAGCUCCUCUGCUCUGAGCUUGGCAAACGAAGAGGAAGCAAUGCAAUCUGGUUGCUGCAGGGUCUCUCCGUGUGCCCUGAGCCGUCUCUGUUGCUGGCAGGACCUUCCUGGCCUUUCAGUGUCACCUGAGCAAUCCUACACCACCAAAGGGGUUUUGCAUGGCCUAUGCCUUUUGCAUUCUCAUGGGCCCUCACUUAAUUUUGGGGAAGCAUGGUGUCAUACUUCGAGGCCGCGGUGCAGGGAGCACGUGGCUCAUCCUGACUUUGCUUGGCAUCUGUCUGCUGUGUUCCCUUCAAUGGGAGAGGAGCAAAGCAGCCUUGCUGCGUCAGCCUUCAUAGGGUCAUGGAAUCACAGAAUCAUCUGGCUUGGAGAAGACCCUCAAGAUGACUGAGUCCAGCUGUCCAUCAGACCCACUGCAUCCAUCACUUAACCGUGUCCCUUAGUGCCACGUCCACGCAUGUCUUAAACACCUCUAGGGAGGGGGACUCGCUGCGUCCCUGGGAAGCCCAUUCCAUUCUUGACCACCCUUUCCAUGAAGAAAUUCUUAAUGGUGCCCAACUUAAGCCUCCCCUGGCACAAUUUGAGACCAUUUCCUCUCAUCUCAUCACUCGAGGCAAGAGUCUGACGCUCUCCUUGCUGCAGCCUCCUUUCAGGCAGUUGUAGAGCAAUGACUUCUCCUGUCCUUCUCCAUACCGAGCAGCCCCGCUUCCCUCAGCCGCUCCCCAUCACACUGUGCUCCAGAGCCCUCACAGCUCCGCUGCCCUUCUCUGGACACGCUCCAGGCCCUCAGUGUCUUUCUCGCAGUGAGGGCCCGGCACUGAGCGCAGCACUCGAGGUGCGGCCUCACCGGUGCCAGUGCGGAGGGACGGUCACCAUCCUAGCCUUAUUAGCUAUUCUAUUUCUCGCGCAGGCUUCUUGGCCACCUGGGCACGCUGCUGGCUCCUGUUCAACCCAUCCGGACCAGCUGUGUCUCCAACCUGCUGCACGCUGCUGGUAGCACGCGUCAGCCGUAAAUCAGCGUUCCGGAGGAGGCCGGGGAAUAUGCUGGAGGGCUCCGAGUGCGCCUGGGAGAGUCAGUUGGCAGCACCAGUGGGUGCAGUGAGCUCAGCGCUGGUGCUGAGUCACCCUCAAAGCAUCUGUGCUCCUCAGUGGGGCUUGGCAGCCCAGCCGGCACAAGGUCUGCGCAGGAGCCUUUGGCUGACGGGCCGUUAAGGAGGGUUUAAUUGAGCCAGCAGGAUAUCCAGCUCCGACCGCCAGGCUUGCAGCCUUCUCAUCUCGCUUGCUGCUGUGUCUCGAGGGCCUGGUGGUAUUGGCUCUAGCUUUGACUUGAAGGUCAGGCAGCGCCUGAUGUACUUCUCUGUAGUGAUCCUCUGCAUUGCAGGGCCAGUGGGCUCAGAGGUUCGUGCCUCUCAGUGCGAGAAGGCCAGUUGGGCUCGGGUGGCUGCGGGCCACCACACAGCCCUGUGCACUACAUCCUUUCCCUGGGGCUGCUCCCACCAGAGGUGCCCACGUGUGCUCUUGUGAGAGCUGCCAGGAGCACGGGCACAGCCCUGCGUGCAGGGCAUGGUUCAGAGCGAUGUCAGCCCACUUUCCAGACGGCCACGGAGUCGUUCUGACCAAGGCCAGUUGUGCUGGUUCAGCAGCCCCAGUCAGCUGUGGGAGCCACCGUAGCUGCUGGGAUUCCCUGGCCCAGUCUAGCAUCCCCACUGCAGGAGCAAGGUGCUGGGCAUCCGCCAUCCAGCCAAGACUGCUAGAGAAUCCCUUGGCCUUGGGGAGACCACCUGCCUAGCAUGCAGGCUAUCCCACCAGACUGUGAGCAGCCCUGCUCUUUCUGAGAGUGAGGAGGAACCUUCCGGGGUGGUCCCAUCGCUCCAUGGGUUCGGAGUGGUGUUCCUGUUGCUGUACUGGACCCCGCUCCCCACCACCACCCUGUCCCCAGCCACGUCGCUUUGGGUGGCUCUGCUUUUAUCUUGCUGCCUGGAGGCCAUGCAGGUAAGCACGAUCCUCCUGCAGAGCUUUUCUCUGGUUGAUACUGGGAUGUUCUCCCACAGUAGAUGUUCAAGCAGCUCCUGUUCCUGCUUUGGGACUGCUUGGGGUGGACUGCUCCCCUUCCCACGGCCAUCUGCCCCCAGCACGGUGCUGUGAGCACCGCCUCCAUGUUCACUCCGUGACUGAUUUACAGCCCCCGACCCCCUGGUGGCUUUGUUCUGCUUUCGUGCAAUAACUGCUCAGAAAUUGGGCUGUGCCGUUCCCAAGGACGGGCCCGGGAAGGGCAGGGAGGGUUGCUGGAGGGGAAUCCCCACAGCUCCCAAUCUCUCUGAGCAGUGCUGGGGAGGCUAAUGGGAAUUGCACUACGUGGUUAUGGGGUUUUUUUCUCCCUCUUCUUUUUUUUUUUUCCUCGAUUCUAAAGCUUGAUUUGAAGGGCUGAGUUGGAUUCCUGGUGGUUGCCCUGUGUGCGGAGGUUGGUGGGGAGAGGUGCUGUGGUCCCCACUGCGGAGCAGCUGAGGCUCAAUGUUCUGCUGGGAGCCAGGAUGUUCCCAAACAAGGGCCUGCAUCUGCCAUGCAUCGCAGGGCUCCUGCUGUGGGCCGUGAUGUUCUGUGGUGUCCGGGGCCUGGUGCAAAUGCAGUCUUGCAUUGUCACACAGGGAUGGAGGUGAGGAAAGAGCGAUCCAGCUCUGCAGUUUUCAUCCGGGACCCAGGCCAAACUGCGGGAUGUGCUGUGAGAUGAGCAGAUGCUUCCAGCUGUUACAGGAUUGGGAUGCCUCCGUGUGUACUUUGAACUUGGGUUGCUUUCCCUCUGGAUCAGUAAAUCCCACUUGAAAGGCUGCGUAUCUGGGUGCUUUGCGGCAGGGCUCUCGGAAGGAUUUCUGGUCCCUUUUGGUUGCCAGGUGUGUGGCAUGGCCAAAGGGACAAAGAGAGUGUUUUCUUGCGUCCUUCGUUGUCUUGGCCUGCUCUUGGAGCUCCUGGUGCUGGAAGCCAGAGCCACUCUAACACAGCAUCUCUUGGAAAUGCAGGGUUGGACCCAUCCAGCUGUGCCGGUGACUCACAUAGGGAUAAUCUUUUUCCCAGGCAUGGGGCAAGUUUUUCUCUUUACUUUAACUAGAGUGGGACACAUUGUGGUUUUAAAAGACUAACAUGAUGGGUGCCCAAAGGCUUUCCAGAUGUUGAGCUUGCUCAGACCAGACCCGCCAUGCUCGGAGCUCCUUGCCUGCAUCAAACCAUUUCCAUCUGGCCUGGCGGGGGAGAGGGCUUUAUUGCAACUCGACCCAUUUGAGAGGCUUUCUCAACUGGAGCCUCUCGCAGAGAGGAACGUGCUGGCUGGAAAUCAUUUGGAGAUGCAAAUCUCUCCGGGUGUUUGGCUUGGCUGCUGUUUCUGCAGUAUCUGCUAAGCAGUGGAAUAGGCUGUGCACGGAGCAGGCGUGCUCCGAGCGGCUGCUUUACGUGGCUGUAGGGACCAACCCACCGGGCAGCGGAGUUGCUUGUGUUAUUCAGCUGUAAGGAUUGUUUCUUGCCUGCUUCUACGGCUUCAGCUGGUGCAAGUGAGCGUGCUGCCUCCGUGUUUGAGACCAGGACGGGAUGAAAAGCUGACCCGUGUGUCGUUCCGUGCCAAAACUGUGCAUUUACAGGAGCGUGUUUGUAAUGAACUGUGCCAGGAAACACAUGGCUUGCUCGAGCUGUGAAUGGGAGGUCUGUACGGGGCCCUGCGCACACUGAGAGCCUCGCCAGGACAAAGAGCAGAUGCUGGCGUGCCGUUCUUGCUUGGUGGCAAGGCGCUGCUGGCAGGAAGGAAUGGCUGCUGGCAGUUUGGGGUGAUGGACCUCCACGGGGUGGGAGAGAGAGAAAAGGGCGGUUCUCCAUGUCUGGAUGGAGAUUAUUUGAUCCUGAGUUUGGGGCUGCCCAUCCCACGUUGAGCUCCCUGGGGCAUGGGACUCGAGAGCGAGCCGCUCGGUGCUUUCUGCUGACGUUGGAUGCUCUUUUCCUAUGAAGGCUGCCUCUGAGGGGUGCUGCCUGAUGGCUGAGCCAGCAGUGUGCCCUGCAGCCAGAAGGGGCAGCCGUACCCUGGAUGCUGCACUGCCAGCGGGUGACUGUCCCCUCUUGCUCUGUGCUGCACAGCUUCACCGCCGGCACUGCCUGCCGUCUGGGUGCCGCAGUACAAAAAGGACGUACCCAGAAGUACCCCUGGCAUCCUCUCUGCAGAAAAGUGCCCUUUGUGGUCACUGCAGGGUGCCCAGCUCCUUCCGCAGUGUUUGAGCUCCUCUCUGCCAGGCGGCCAUGCCCUGUGCCAGAACGCUUUGGAGGAGCUGGCUGGUUUUGCACCUGGCUCUUUCCAUUGCACCCUGGUACCUUUGGUGUUGGUUUUUUUUGCCCUCAUCAGCCAGGCGGAUGUGAGGCCUCCUGCUGAUGGGAGAAGAGGAUAGUUCCCUUCUGGGGAGGACACAUGCGGUGUGUAUGCUCUGGGAUUUGCCUCCCUGAGCUCUGCAGAUGCGUUGUAGCUCCUCUCAUCCAAAUACCCAGCGUUAAAGGAGCUGGCUUGCACAUGUGGCAGGGCCAAGGCAGGGUGAACUUUGCAGAAUCACUCUGGGAGGCAAGGCUGCAGGAUAGCACUGCUGUGGCCUAGCUGCAAGCUGCAGAAGCCCCACAGACCUUUCCAAACCAGGAAACCUUAAAACCUUUUCCUAAUUCCUAUUCCCACGCCUUUAGCGUGUUUGGUGGCUAGCAGCUUUGGGAUUACUCACAUCCUUACGUCAGCCAUGGUGUCUCAAGAGCCAGCUAACCUAGACUUCUGGGGGUCAAAAAGAAUAGUAUGAGUCCUUUCCUUAUCCCCUUGUGUCCUUAGCCCAGAGCUUGCCCGGCUCCCUGAUGCCAGGGUAUGGGUGGCUCGUGGUGGGGAGGGGUGUGGAUGUCCCAAAGCAAUGUGCAGCACCGCUGCCUGCUCCCAGCUCUGCUUCCCAGCGCGGCUGUAGGUGAGCUGCAGGCACGGCAGGGAUCGGGGCUGUGCAGCAGCUGAGGGCUUUGUGGUCUGAGGCUGCAUUCCCCAGCGAUGUCGUUAGGCAGGGAGACAAUGAACUUUUCGGAUCGCUUCAAGAUGCGGGGCAGGGAGUGUGCUGCCUGGUCUCCUCGGCUCGUGCAGAGCUGCAGCAGCCAGAUGGGCUUGGAGGAGCUUGGGAGGAGGGCGUAGGGGCCAAGUCUUGGGGGCAUCCCAAGCCCAAAAGGUGCACUGAGAUCUGCUUUGGUGGAAAUUCAAGCCGGAAAUGCAAGAGUUUGCGUGAGGGCGUCUUCCUGGGAAUCUGCCGUUUGCAACCUUAAAGAAAUGAAAUUAAUUUUGAGCAGAGCGAUACGUCGGUGCGCGAAGGGUGCUGUGUUCCUGGAUCUGGAUCCUCGCCAUGAGAAUGCUCUCGGAGCUGGGAUGUGGCGGAGCCUCCUCUCCUCUUCCCACUGGUGCCUGUCCCUUCCCUUUGUGGGGUCUGGGAAUGCCACCGGGGGACCCGCAGGUACCGGUGCUGCUUUCCUGUACCAUUCACUCAACCUCCGUCAGCUGCCUCACCUGCACGCUUCUGUGGUGCCAUUAAAUGCACCUCGGGUGAAACUGCACUGGGUGUUUGCAAGCGUGCCGAGUUUAAAACCACGUUUAUCCAACUGGGCUGAAGCUUUCCUGAAGAGCUCUCUGUAGCCACAGCUAAAAUGAUUUUAGGCCAGAAACAUGUGUUGAGGGUUUCUUCCCCCAGCCGGGGAUGGUUUGAGUCACGUGCAUCUGCAGCUCACUUGUGUUGCCAGCGUGUGCAUGUAGAAGAGCUGCUUGGCUGGGCCCAGCCACACCACGAGGGAAGGGCUCUGCUCUGGCUUGUGUUUUCUGAGCUGGCUUCCUGUGCACAUAGUAGAAGUGGUGUUGCAUGAGUAUUUUUUCAGGUGGCGAUGCUGCCCAGCCUGGAUUAGCUUGUGAAGUCGCACGCCUUCCUGGAGGUGUCCGAUCAGACAGAGCGGAGCCAGCUCUGCCCUCCAGCGGUGGGGGCUCAGGCAGCGAUCCGUUUCGCCAAGGAGCCGUACUCGCAGGACGCCCUGCAUGGCCGCAGUGCCAUCCUCCGCUGCGAGGUGGAGGAGCCGGCCCACGUGGAGUUUGAGUGGCUGCAGAACGGGCUCCCCAUCCAGGACACGGAGCAGCGCUUCAAGGAAGGCAGCAACCUCCAGUUUGCUGCUGUCGACCGGCAUCGGGAUGCUGGGAGCUUCCAGUGCGUGGCGAGGAACGUGCAGACCGGGGAGGAGGCUCGCACGGCCAACGCGUCCUUCAAUAUCAAGUGGAUGGAGACGGGCAGCGUGGUGCUGAAGCAGCCGGCCAGCGCAGCUGAGAUCCAGCCCUCCUCCACGGUGGUGCUGCGGUGUCACAUCGACGGCCACCCGCGCCCCACGUGGCAGUGGUUUCGGGACGGCGCCCCGCUCCCCGACGGCCGCGGCACCUAUUCUGUCAGCAGCAAGGAGCGGACCCUCACCCUGCGCGGCGCCGGCCCCGAUGACAACGGUCUCUACUACUGCUGUGCCCGCAGCGCCGUUGGCUCCGUGUGCAGCCAGGACAACUUCACGCUGAACAUCAUCGAUGAGAGCUUCCCCCAGGCGGUGGUCGUCCCGGAGGACCUCAUCGUGACCAAGAACGAAGAGGCCAUGUUUGAUUGCCAGUUUGCAGCCGUGCCCCCUCCCACGCAGGAGUGGCUCUUCGAAGACAGCCCCAUCACCAACAGAUCCAAGACAACUGUGUUUGCCAAUGGCUCCCUGCUGAUCACCCAGGUGAAGGCCCGCAGCACCGGUGUCUACAAGUGCAUUGGCCAUGGGCAGAAGGGGAAAGCUCUCGUGCUGAAGGCGACUCUGCGGCUGGCAGAGAUCGAAGAGAUGGCACCCUUCUCCCCGAAGGUGUUGACAGCGAACCAGGGACACCGUGUGUCCUGUGCUGCCCCGCGGGGUGUACCCACGCCCCAGGUCUGGUGGGAGAGAAACCAGGAGCGGGUCCCCACUGCUGGCAGGGUGUACCAAGAGGCAGAGCAGCUCGUUUUCACUAGCAUCACCGAGGCAGAUGCGGGGAUCUAUACGUGCCAUGCUGCCAACAAGGCUGGGGAGAAGAAACAGGAGCUGAGCAUCACCGUGGCUACGGUACCCAAGUGGGUGGAGAUGCCCAAGGACAGCCAGCUGGAGGAGAGCAAGCCAGGAUACCUGCAUUGCCUCAGCAAGGCCUCUCUGAAACCUACAGUCACCUGGUACCGCAACGGCGUCUCCAUCUCCGAGGACUCACGCUUUGAAAUCUCAGAGAACGGUACACUGCGUAUCAACAACGUGGAGGUGUACGAUGGGACGAUGUACAAGUGUGUGAGCAGCACGCCGGCAGGCAGCAUCGAGGGAUAUGCACGGGUACAUGUGCUAGAGAAGUUAAAGUUCACUCCUCCACCCCAGCCACUGCAGUGCAUGGAGUUCAACAAGGAGGUUACGGUGUCCUGCUCAGCUACUGGCCGGGAAAAACCCACCAUCCAGUGGACUAAAACAGAUGGGAGCAGCCUGCCAUCCCAUGUCAGCCACAGAGCUGGCAUCUUGUCCUUCCACAAGGUGAGCAGGAGCGACUCAGGGAACUACACGUGCAUUGCCUCCAACAGCCCGCAGGGUGAGAUCCGUGCCACCGUGCAGCUGGUGGUGGCAGUUUAUGUCACCUUCAAGCUGGAGCCGGAGCCCACAACCGUGUACCAGGGGCACACGGCCAUGUUCCAGUGCCAGGCAGAGGGGGACCCCGUGCCACAUAUCCAAUGGAAAGGGAAGGACAAGAUUUUGGAUCCCAGCAAGCUUCUGCCCAGGAUUCAGAUCAUGCCCAAUGGCUCCCUGGUCAUUUACGACGUCACCACCGAGGACUCUGGGAAGUACACCUGUAUUGCUGGCAACAGCUGCAACAUCAAGCACCGCGAGGCCUUCCUCUAUGUUGUAGACAAGCCGGCAGCAGAAGAAGAUGAGGGACCCAGCAGCCACACACCCUACAAGAUGAUCCAGACCAUUGGGCUCUCAGUGGGAGCAGCUGUCGCCUACAUCAUUAUCGUGCUGGGGCUGAUGUUCUACUGCAAGAAGCGGAGGAAAGCCAAGAGGCUGAAGAAGCACCCGGAGGGCGAGGAGCCCGAAAUGGAGUGUCUGAAUGGUGGUACUUUGCUGCAGAAUGGGCAGACGACGGCGGAGAUCCAGGAGGAGGUGGCCUUGACCAACCUGGGCAGCAGCUCUGGGGCCAGCAAGCGGCACAGCGCCGCUGACAAGAUGCACUUCCCCCGUUCCAACCUGCAAACAAUCACUACCUUGGGUAGGGGGGAGUUUGGUGAAGUCUUCCUGGCCAAGGCAAAAGGUGCAGAGGAUGCCGAGGGCGAAGCGCUGGUGCUGGUGAAGAGCCUGCAGACAAGGGAUGAGCAGCUGCAGCUGGACUUCAGGCGCGAGGCAGAGAUGUUUGGCAAGCUGAACCACGUCAACGUGGUGCGGCUGCUGGGGCUGUGCCGCGAGGCUGAGCCACACUACAUGGUCCUGGAGUAUGUGGACUUGGGGGACCUGAAGCAGUUCCUGAGGAUCUCCAAGAGCAAGGAUGAGUCCCUGAAGCCACAGCCCCUCAGCACCAAGCACAAGGUGUCUCUCUGCACGCAGGUGGCCCUGGGGAUGGAGCACCUCUCCAACGGCAGGUUCGUGCACCGGGACUUGGCGGCCAGGAACUGCCUGGUGAGCGCCCAGAGGCAGGUCAAGGUCUCAGCCCUGAGCCUCAGCAAGGACGUGUACAACAGCGAGUACUACCACUUCCGCCAGGCCUGGAUCCCGCUGCGCUGGAUGCCGCCCGAAGCCGUGCUGGAGGACGAGUUCUCCACCAAGUCAGACGUGUGGUCCUUCGGGGUGCUCAUGUGGGAGGUGUUCACGCAGGGGGAGAUGCCGUACGCCCCGCUGGCGGAUGACGAGGUCCUAGCAGGUCUGCAGUCGGGAAAGACGAAGCUCCCGCAGCCCGAGGGCUGCCCUUCACGCCUCGCCAAGCUGAUGCAGCGCUGCUGGGCGCCCAGCCCCAAGGACCGACCCUCCUUCAGCGAGCUCGCUGCCGCCCUCGGGGACAGCCCGGCCGACAGCAAAGCCUGAGCACCUUGCUGGGGAAGGAUGCGGCAGGCUGGGUGGGGGCUCUGCGGCUGCCCCCGGUGCUCCUGCGGCCUUCGCUGAGCCCGACCCCAACGCACGGCACCAGCGGCUGCUGGACUCAAAGCACAAGCCAGUGUACUUCCCCCACACACCCCCUCUCCUCCGCGGGUCCAAAAAGCCCGCGGGCUGCUGGCACCGGGCUCUCCCUCCCCGCUCGCCACGUGCAUAUCUGUCCGUCCGUCUGUGCUAGGCAUGCCUGCGGGCACGGGCCCGCCAUCAGGAACACGAAGUGCCUGGCAUAUGAAGGAGACGCUCCACCACCUUUCCCCACAUCCCUUCCCCGUGCCUUUUUUUGUACGACUCCUGGGGGCAGCGCUCUCCUCCUCCUCCUCCUCCUCCCCCUCCCCGGCGCGCUGCCUCCUCCCCACCAUAGUAUUUCUGUUACUGGAACGCAGCCUAGAGUGGGUUAGUUUGUUUGCUUGAGCGGAGGGUACCGCAGCCAAGAAUGGUUGGGUUUUUGUUGGGUUUAUAUGUGCUGCUCUCAAUAAAGAAGGCUUUUUUUUUUUUUU